AUGAAGGCGACUCGCGAGUUGUGUUACUACUGCUUCGACACGGUAGUGAGCCAUCUGGAGAAGCAGAAAUGCGCCCCUCCUGAAUUUCAGGAUGCUUCGUGCCCGCUGUGCAUCUCCUGGGCCAAGCGAGUGAAGAAGGUGGAUGCGCAAGGGAAGGAGCGGAACGUGUUCGAGGCGCGAGGCUCCCUCAUCACGAUGACGCCGGUCCAGCUGCACUCGGACCAGUUCCUGCGCACCAUUCGAGCGAGCGCGUUCGAGGACCCGCGCCAGAAUCCCAUCACGGCAGAGGACAUCCCCUACCUGCGGUGCUCGGCGAGCGUCAUCUUGCCUAAGACCUACAAGACCAUCCAAAAACUCGACGAUUGGGAAGUGGGAAAGCACGGCAUUCGAAUCCUCUUCAAGGUGGGUGCAACGCAGUACAGCAAGGUCUACCCGCCCGAGACGAUUCUCGCACGAGGAUGGAACAAGAAGGAGGCGAUCGAGGAGGGAAUCAGGAAGGCGGGCUACACGGGCGAUCUCACUCCCCAAUUCAUGGCCACCGUCGAAAUCAUCCGCUUCGAGACUUCGUCGUGCAUCGUGUCGGCCAAGGACUACUUCAAGCACGUCGAGACGAAGGACAAGGAGGGCAAGCUCAAGGAGCUGUCGGCGCGCAACAAUCCCGACGAGGACGAGAACGAGAACGCGAAGCGGCAGAGGACGAUUCGGAGGCGACGCCAUCGAUACGUCACAUCUCUCACGAAGCGGCUGCAAGAUAAGCGGAAACCGGGUGCCGCUUCGACGUCGUCGUCUCCUUCUUCUCCAUCGUCUUCCUCUUCCAUCGGGGGCUGGCUCUUUGCGCUGGCGAUUAUUGCGAUGGUGGCGGGCGUGUUCAUCCUGCGAGGGAUGGAGGUCACGUACGACAAAGAUUACGACGAAUUCCAGACCAACUACGACAUCCUCGGCAUAGCAAGAGGCGCGCCGAUGGCCGACGUCAAGAAGGCCUUCCGCAAGCUCUCGCUCCAGUAUCACCCCGACAAGCAAUCCAACUGCCUCGACUGCGCCGACAAGUUUUUGCAGAUCAACUCCGCCUACAAGCAGAUAGGCGACUACGAGAAGGGCCUCCUGCGACUCGUCAACACGCCCGGCGGGCCAGGCCCACGAUCAGGUCCGGCCCGUUGA
Molecule: messenger RNA, 1158 nt
Organism: Acanthamoeba castellanii str. Neff
Lineage: Eukaryota; Discosea; Longamoebia; Acanthamoebidae
Product: DnaJ domain containing protein
Exons: 1
Coding region: 1-1158 (385 amino acids)
Source: RefSeq, a predicted model, not a curated record